AUGAUCAAGACUGCUGUUAAUAUCACUUCAUUACCGAAAUAUAUGUCCGACAGAAAAAGUGAAGUUGGCAUAGCAGAACGUGCUGGUCGCUCUGCUGAUGUUAUAAAAAUAUUAACACAAACCAUCGAAGAGAUUGAGCGAGUGAGUCCAGAGGAUCUCUUAAAAGACCUUGAGCAUUUAAAGACCAAUGUUAUUCCAAUUAAUAAUCACCACUCCAAAGAAGGGAAUGACAAUCGGGUCAGUGCACUGUUAUAUUGUUUUGAGAAACUCAUUCAAACGAAGACAAUGGCAAAGAACGAACAAAGUUUAAUAGAAGCGAUGAACGAUGGGGUCCGGUGUAUAUUGGAUGUGGAGAAGUACUUAAAGAGUAUAGGGGAGAGUGAAUACAUACCACCAUUAUACAUCGAAGUCUAUACAUACACCUCCGCGGAGUUCUUUAAGACGUACUUCCCCGAGAGUUAUCACGCCAAUUUCAAUUUCCAAGAGAUCCGAGUGCUCGAGAACAUCGGCAUUGCGUUGGGAGUCUUCACGCCCACGCCAGACCUGUUACAUUGGGACAAAGAAUUUCCGUUGAAGCGGUGUUGUUCUUCCACGGAGUUACCGAUCUUUGCGGACAAGACGUUGAAUCAAAUCACCGAGGAACGGGCGAUAUUUAACGACUUGAUGAUCAAAAAAUUGAUGUUGGCUAUUAACUCGACGCGAGAAGGGUAUUUACGUUGUUUGUUAGCAAUGAAGCUUGGGGUGUUUUACUUCCAGAUUGGUCAAGACGAUGAUGCGUGGAAUGUGUUAAUAGAUGCUGGGAAUAAGUUAUUGAAAAUGAAGAGAAAGGUACGGGCGUAUUAUUGUCUCGUGUUUGCAUAUCACUGCACUGAUAUCGAAAGGAGAAAAAUGCGUGUGUUGUUACAUUUGUUAGUCCUCGGGAAGUUAAAUAGUGAAGAGAAGACUUGGAUGAUGCAGAACUUCAUUAUUAACAAUCAUCCACUGUUGGAGUAUGAGGAAGUCGUGAAACGCGUGAAAGAAAGAAUGACUGCGGUCAGCGGAGAGAAGAUCGACGGAGAAAAUUUAAUUAGUGUUGGAGUGCACCCGUCCGUCUUAACCCUUGAAAUUGGGAUUCCUCUAAACUGCGUUAUCGACGGGAAAAACUAUAAUUUCGAGCCACAUGUUCCGGUAAAAUUCACACUCAAAUCGACGAAAGUGCUUAUUGAAAUAGUAAAAGGGCCAACACUUGUAGUCCCCAUAAGACAGAUGGAUCGAUAUUCAUUAGUUCCUGUUUCAGUUGAAUGUGUACUUCCAGAGUUUAUUAAAGUCGACAAAGAGUGGAAGGGAUUUGUUGGGUUAAAAUUGACUGUGAACUCUGCAGUCAACUUGGUGCAAGCGAAGGGAAAGUUCUUUACUAAGACCGCACAAGUGGGGUAUAACUUUAAAAGCCAGACCGAGAAGUAUGAAGGAAAGAUUCAAAUGAAACAUCGCAAAAUCGAUACUUCACUGUUUAAGGCGCCCUACGAAAUUAUGUUUUAUAUGCCUAUUCAUGGCUUAAGUCGAGAGAACCCAGCUUCGCCAUUUACUAUCAAAUGUAGUGGAGUAUACCCCGUGACUUAUAAUGGAUUUGUUAGUGUCAUUGAUCCUAUAAUUACACCACUCACUGUACACUUGGAAAAUUGUGAAGGCAACUGGGUCGGCAAAUUUCCACUGACGAAUAACACACAGAACACUAUUACCGUGAAAAACUUGGUUGUCACUAUUAACAAGGAUUUAUGCUUAAAAGAAGUCAAUCCAAUACAAGUGGAUAAAGCGAAGAAUCUGCUUGUCGAGGUACAGGGAGGAAGAGUUGGGAGUGGGGAAGUUGCACUGGAAUUUGAGCAUAAUGGGAACGUCUAUGAAUACCACAACCCAAUCACUUUUAUUAAAGAAAAGGUAUACUGCUCUGUCAAAUUUGAGUUUGACGAGCCGAUCAUCAAUGUAGGUGGAGUCAUGAAUGUGUUUACUCAUUUGCGAGGCAUAGAAGACCACCACGAGAUUGAAGUUCUCAUAGAAAGUUCAGAAGCGAUUUGUGUGUGUGGGUUUGUACGAAAGAUUGUUCAUGUUGACCCGAAGAAUGACAGUGUUAUUCACUUUCAAGUGAUGGGGAUAGUAGCGGGGAUGGCACAACCGCCAGUACUCAAAUUCAGGGUUAAUGGAAAGGAUGUUCUUGUUGAAUACAAGAACGCGCUGCCUGAGAUAGUUGUGAGGGAGUUACAUCCAAUCAUUGGGAUGACUACAAAAUAA
Entamoeba invadens IP1 is the source of this 2265-nucleotide messenger RNA. RefSeq lists its product as hypothetical. The transcript has a single exon. Lineage: Eukaryota; Evosea; Mastigamoebida; Endamoebidae. The coding region runs from base 1 to 2265 and encodes 754 amino acids. The record is from RefSeq and is a predicted model, not a curated record.